Molecule: messenger RNA, 1779 nt
Organism: Closterium sp. Yama58-4
Lineage: Eukaryota; Viridiplantae; Streptophyta; Zygnematophyceae; Desmidiales; Closteriaceae
Source: the annotation of a GenBank genome assembly
AUGGUAGCGCGCGCCAUUGACAGUGGGAGUCGCUUGCUGUUGUGGGUGGCCGUGGCCGUCAACUUGACGGUUUCCGUCAAUGCAUCAUUCGACGGAUAUGCGGUCGAAUCCACCGUGCAACACGGUGGUAACGAAACGUUCAACGGCCAACAAUCUUCGAGGUCUCAUCUGGUGGGCAGGGUGGGCGAGUUCGAAGGCGAACUUAACUACUACCUGCCACAAUCAUUUAGGACCCAUCCAGAGCGAGCCAACCUCGUGACGCGUCCGCUGGGCUUUCCUGUAGACACGGGUCGCAUGCCCGGUGUGCUGCUCGGCUACUACGAAGACAUCACAUUCUACCAAUGCGUCCUCCGCAACUUGUCCACCAAUCCGAUCCAGCCACGCAGCUCCGGUGACUCUGACGGUGACGGUGGCGGUGACGCCGCCGCUUCAAGUGGCAUCUCAAAUGGCGAUUCGUGGGACGAUUCUGGUGACAGUUCAGGUUCCGAUUCCAUGGACGGUAUCUCACACUCACUGGACAAGGAAUGGGCCCUGCCACAGCUCCGCUGCCACGGCCCUCCCUGCCCCUCCUUCGGCUCCUGCACCGCCCGCUUCCCCAACGUGCAGGCCUGCUGGAACCCCCAAUUCGUGGAUGGGCCCGAGGACGAUAUCCGCCCCCCUAUAAACUGCCCCCUUAAAGGAAAGAUCACAUGGCGCGAUAAGAAUACGCGUAUAGUGCCGUUUGACGCGUCGUGCUCGCACGAGAAGGACUUUAUCAGGCACGUGGGUUCGGCGCUGCAGAUGAUGCGGGUGGAGGACGUGUAUGUGACGGACACGGGAUAUGUGCUCAACCGCUCGCACCUGUUCUUCCGCAACGGAUGCACGAGCUUCCCAGGAGCGGUCACAUACGAGGCAAACCACGUGGUGCAUCAUCUAUCCACGCCAGUGUUCAACUGGGCGUACCGGCUGGGUGGCAAUUUCUUCCACUUCCUCAUGGAGCUCGUUCCGCUCUUCCUCGUCGCCGCGCCCCUCAUGCCCUCCACUCUGCGCCACCUGCCCGUGCUCGUCAGGAGUAACCAGGUGCAAAUGUACGAGAAAGUGGGUGCGCCACUCCUAGGCAUCCCAGUCGAUCAAAUUCGCCUGCUCCCCACUUCCGAGAACGACUUAUUUCAUGCAGACGUUGUGUAUCAGCCCAUCUUUCAGAACUGCCAGUACCCCAGCAGGUCUCUCUGGCAGUUGCUGCGGCGCCGCCAUCUGCUGCACCCCUCCGGCAUUCCUCUCUUCAACCCCGACUGGACCUACCGCCGCCACCGCCCUCUCUCCCCCGCCGAGGCUCGCUCCUUCCCCACCGACUGGGUGGUCGUGCUGGCGAAGCGGGCGAAAGGGAGGAAUCGGGCUAUGCUGAAUUUUAGGGAGGUGGAGGAGGAGGUGUUGAGGCGGUUUGGUCGCGAAAGGGUGGUGGUGUUUGAUGGGUCACUGCCGUUUCUGGAAGCCCGUGCACUCUUCCGACGAGCACGCCUCUACAUAGCAUCACACGGAGCAGCCCUCACCAACAUGAUUUUCAUGCCAGAACACGCAUCAGUCUUUGAAAUCCGACCUAGGGAUUGUCCCACACGGGUCUAUAAUGGUCUCGCUGCUGCCUGCUCGCUGCGGUACCAUCUUGUGUUCAGUCAGGGGCAUGGUUCGUCCGCUGCGGUGGCCAAUGUGACGAGUGUGGCUCAGGUGCUUGAUGCAGUACAAGCUAAGUUUCAAUCGGAGGAUGAUGGAGGUGAUGGUAGGGGCUCAGAUAACCAAGUCUGA